Ictalurus punctatus (channel catfish) is the source of this 6903-nucleotide messenger RNA. It is a transcript of the gene pla2r1, whose product is annotated as phospholipase A2 receptor 1. Gene Ontology annotation, molecular function: signaling receptor activity. The record is from RefSeq and is a predicted model, not a curated record. The transcript has 30 exons. The coding region runs from base 212 to 4684 and encodes 1490 amino acids. Lineage: Eukaryota; Metazoa; Chordata; Actinopteri; Siluriformes; Ictaluridae.
GAGCGGAACCCGCCCAGAAGCGGUCCGAGCCCGCGGGGGAAACCUUCAGCGCCCUGCUGCAGUUGCCUGCCUGUGGAGGCGCUGACGUAGGGAACCCACAAAAACUUGUGGAAAACUCCGAGGGGGGAAAAACCCGGAAAAACCUCAACUUUAGUGGGAAGUCCAGAGCUAGGAAUGAGCUCGUCUUUCUGCUCUUCAUCCAGCUGUGGAAAUGCGAGGACUUGUGCUAGCUUUUCGCCCACUGUUUAGAGUGGAGGCUUUCGCCUUGUGUACAGCGCUGCUUGCUGUGACCAGCUUCGGCCGUGCCGCUGGCACACAACAUGAAGCUCUGGAGCAAAGUCAACUUUCCGACCUACACAAUAAAGGUGUAUUUCUUCUGGAGAGCAUAUCUUUGCAGCGCUGUCUCUUUGCCAACUCUUCAGGCAUCUCACUGGCCAGCUGUGAUCGCCCAACCGCCGCUUCGCUAUGGAAGUGGGUGUCUCGCCAUCGCCUCUUCAACCUAGGCACCAACAAGUGCCUGGGCAUCAACUCUACGACCCAACAGUUCGAAGUGGGCAUGUUCGAGUGUGACGUUCUCUUACCCUCCAUGUGGUGGCGCUGUCAAGCCCAUACGUUGUAUGGAACCACCCAGAAGAAACUAGUGGUGAUGGGCUCCCGGGUGACAGUACAGAGAGCCAUCAUGCAUGAGUGGAGGAUAUAUGGGGAGCUUGGAGAGGCUCCAUGUGCUUACCCCUAUGAAGAAAUCCACACUCUGUUGGGGAAUGCCCAGGGUUUGCCCUGUGCCCUGCCGUUUCAGUACAGUGGUAAGUGGUUCUGGGAGUGCACCACAGAAGGCAGAGAGGAUCAGCACCUCUGGUGUGCCACCACCAGCAGCUAUGACCAGGACCAGAAGUGGGGAUUCUGCCCGACUGCAGUGGCCGGUUGUGAUUCGUUCUGGGAGAGCAGUGAUGAACUGAAAGCCUGUUAUCAGUUUAACUUGUACUCUCUUCUGACCUGGAGCCAAGCACUCAUCUCCUGUCAGUCACAAGGAGCCAGUCUCCUGUCCAUCACGCACACUGCGGAGCACGACUACAUCCGAGAAAGGCUUGAAGACAUGGGUGUGAUAGUCUGGACUGGGCUAAACCACCUAGCUCACGAUGGGGGGUGGCAGUGGUCAGAUGGAUCCCCUCUCGCUCUGCUUCAGUAUAGCUCAGACAUGACGUCACUCGUGGUGGGACAGAACCAGCUGUGUGGAGUGUUUAACUCAGCUCUGGGGACAGGGUACUGGCAGAGCUUGUCCUGUGAUUCUGCUUUGCCUUACAUCUGCAAGAAAACCCCCAAUAUCAGCAGGACAGCCGAGCCUAUUGAUAACUGGCAGUAUAAGAGUACGCUGUGUCUCGAUGGUUGGAUCGAUCACAAUGGCUUCUGUUAUCGCUAUGUGGAUGAGAAGGGAAGCUGGGACAACUCCUCUAACACAUGCAAGGCUCUCGGGGCACAGCUGACCAGCAUCCACUCCCUCUCUGAGCAGGAGCUACUGUUAGCGCUCCUUAUUAACGCCUCUGACUCGAAGGUGUGGAUCGGUUUAUAUAUGGAGUCUGGUUCCCCAGCAGUUGAGUGGUCAGAUGGCUCGCCUCUCACUCUUACAUCCUGGCAACGGCAGCAGCCUUUUCCUCGCCGUGAAGACAAACGCAUGUGCGUUGCCGCAGACAGGAAGAACGGGAACUGGGAGUUUGUGGAGUGUGAGAAGAUGUAUCCAGCAGUUUGUCGUACCGUUGGUCUUGUACCCCUACACCCAACAGGAGAAUGGGAUGAAGGCUGCCCAGAGGGAUGGAAGAGGAAGGGAAACUCCUGCUACAAGAUUGCCGAUGAGGAGCAGACGUUCAAGGAGGCAGCGAAGGGUUAUUACUGUAAAUCAUCUCUCGUCACUAUCGAGGACAGGUUUGAGCAAGCGUUUCUGAACAGCCUGAUCAAUGCAAAGAACGGCGCCGCGUCCCAGUUUUACUGGACCGCUCUCCAGGACCAGAACAGGACCGGAGAUUAUCGCUGGUUGAUGCAGAACGGCUCCACAACAACCCUCGCGUACACCAACUGGAACCGCCACCAGCCCUUAGUGACCGGAGGAGGUUGCGUGGCAAUGGCAGGAGGGCAAUGGCUCGGGCACUGGGAGGUGAAGAAUUGCAAUUCCUAUAAGGCCUUAGCGGUGUGCGAGCAGAGCGUGAGCAGUUACCAUGACGUCAUCUUUCCCAUACCACACGUAGACAUCUUUAAACCCUGUAAGGACGGAUGGGAGAGUCAUCCUGGUCUGCAUCACUGCUACAAGGUGUUCCACAACGAGAAGAUCUUGAUGCGUCGCUCGUGGUCUGAAGCCGAGUUUUUCUGCCGGGCUCUUGGCGCGGACCUUACCAGCUUCCACUAUUACGAGGACCAGGCCUUUGUCAAACAGCUCCUGACUAAGAUGUUUGACAGUACAGAGGGUCGCUGGUUCUGGGUUGGCCUCACUAAACGAGAUCCACAGUCUGCUGGAGCCUGGGAGUGGUCAGACGGCACACCGGUGGUGAAAUCUUUCAUAGAGGACAAGAACGACGAUGUGAGCACUCACGAGUGUGCCGUGUACAGCGAUCUAACCAACACUCUCACACCCCGACCCUGUGACGCCAAACAUGAAUGGAUCUGCAAGGUGCCAAGAGGUGUGGAGUUAACAAAGCCUUAUUGGUACAGCAAUCAGAAUGAACCAUGGGUGUUCUACCGUGGAGCCGAGUACUACUUGGCCAGCCAGGCGUUCCCUUGGGAGGUCGUGUUGUUCGCCUGCAAGAUGAUGGGAGCAGAUUUGUUGUCCUUACACUCCAAAGAGGAACUGGCGUUCAUCAAAGAACGCAUGAUGAAAGCUGCUCAUAGUACUGCUGAAUGGUGGAUUGGUCUAACAGCUGACAGCGCACACGACGGCUUCAGGUGGACUGAUGGAACAGCCCUAGAUUACGAGAACUGGAAAAGCGGAAUGCCUUUGAGACAACCUGGACAAAAAUGCGUCUCUAUGUCCCUGACUGGGGCGUGGUCUACGGGUCGUUGUAUGGAUCUUCACGGUUCCGUGUGUAAACGCAGGACCGUAUCGGUGGUGGAGACCCCACGGGAGCCUCACUUUAUCGGCGCCUGCCCAGAAAAGUGGUUCUACUUCGGCCAUAAGUGUCUGUUGCUGCAUCUCCCGCUCCGGCCGGAGGAGGGGAAGAGCUGGAAGGAUGCUCGGUCUAUCUGCUCUAGCUUCCAAGGCAUGCUGGUGACAAUCGAGGACGAGAUCGAGCAAGCUUACAUCACCAUGCUGCUUCACGGCGAGUCCGAGGGAGUCUGGAUUGGCUUGCAGGAUGCAGACACCAUGAAAUGGACCAAUGGGAAGCCUGUAACGUACACCAACUGGUCACCUGUAGAACCAGAGCAUUCUGUCACUCGGGAGGAGUGGUUGGGCGAGGGGACUGAAGUUGAACCAUUGUGCACUGUUCUGUCCAACACUCACAACUUUCACUUUACGGGAAAGUGGUACAAGGAGAAGUGCGACCAGAGUGGCUUCGGCUUUGUGUGUCAAAAACCACAAGACAAAACCAGACGUCCGUCUCAGUCAUAUCCUGGCCCUGCGUCCCUAGAGUUCUCCGAGUACAAGAACCGGAGUUACCGUGUUGUCCACGGCAACAUGAGCUGGUACAAGGCCUUGACUGCUUGUGUGGAGGUAAAUGCAGAGCUCGUGAGUAUCACCGACCCGUUUCAUCAGGCCUACCUCACUGUACUGGUGAACCGACUGGGAGCCCCGCACUGGAUCGGACUUUUGAGUCAGGACGACGGUAUAAAUUAUCGUUGGAUUGAUGGCAGUAAUAAUAUGUUCACACACUGGGACUCAGUGGAUGAUGAUGAUGAUGAUGAUGAUGAUGGGGACGGUUCUUUCGUGCUGGGAAAUUGUGUGUACAUUGACAUCAGUGGUGGCUGGAGAAGAGCUAACUGUAACAUGCCUCUUCCAGGAGCACUGUGCUACAUCCCUCCACCUAAAAGUAUACCGUUCUCCGCUGAAGUGGUGUGCCCAGAAACCUGGGUGAAGUUUCGUGGAAGCUGCUACAAUUUCGAGCCCGUCAUCUUGAGAAUGCCUCUAGAAGAAGCAAGAGAACACUGCAGGAAUAAAGAUAAUUCUUCUGACGUUUUGACGAUCCGGGACGAGGAGGAGAACCGCUUCUUCCUGGAGCAGAUGCAGAAUUUUUACGAUGCCUUUGAGACUGUCUGGCUGGGCAUUUAUUACAACAUAGAAAAGGGUGCUUUAACCUGGCUGGACGACUCAGCCCUGGACUACACAAACUGGCGCCUGAAAGCUCCGGAUACGAGCGCGAUGCAUGCAGACACCUGCGUGUCGACGCGGGUCUCAAAUGCUGAGUGGCUCCUGGCCGACUGCUCAGACAGACUUGGCUUCGUAUGCAAAACUCGUUCAGAGUCCGUCCAAGAGGUGGAGGUGGAGCCACUGACUGGUUUGCAUCAUGGAGUUGUUCCAGCUGCAGUCUUGGUGGCCAUAUUGUUCUUCGCCAUGAUGGCUGGACUGCUGUGGUUCGUGUAUAAGAGAAACACGCUGGGCUUCCGGAGGCUUCCGUCACUCGGCAGCGCCUUUUACAGCUCUCGGGCCACAGACUCGGACGGGAACGUACUCCUGUCGGACCUAGAGACACAUGCAGGGGAUUAGCACGGGCGGGCGUGUGUGUGUGUGUGUGUGUGUGUGUGUGAGAGAGAGAAAGAGUGAGAGAGAGAGGUUUAGGGUUGGGUGGGUUGGAUAUUCCAGGAGACGUUUUUUUAACAUUUUAUAUCUACAAGGUAGGGAUUUCUGACGGUUUUAUUUUUGGUUACUGGGGUUAAGGUUGGGGUUAGAUUUAGGUCUAGCAUAGCAAUAAUUCGCCGCAUUAAUAAUUAUGUCCUCAUGUGGAUAGUAAGACAAAUGUGUGUGUGUGUGUGAGUGAGAGAGAGAGAGAGAGAGAGAGAGAGAGAGAUUUCCAUCAGGGAUUCUGUGGUCAGCACCAAACAUGAACCCUGCAUCUAAACAGCAUGUCUUUGGUUCAUGAUUCUCUCUGCUGUGAUCAACAGCCGCAGCACUGUAAUGCACAAUAAUGUAGCGUUGCUUUUACACAGUAACAUGGAGGAUCGGGAAUACGGAAGGGUCGUUCCGAGUUAAAACGGUAAUGUUUUCUUGUUCUUACAGUAUCAGGGAGACUUUAUGAACACAACGCGAAACUUUCACGACGUGUACGACAGCGUACAACUUCUGCUGCUAAAAUGUUAUUUCUGCAGCCCCCCCCCACACACACGUGUUCAUGCACAGAUCGUUCUCAGCAGGCCUCGUUCAACGGGAAGUUCAUUCUAACCCGGAUUAGAACAAUAAACAACGAAUCCUUCAGGAAUAAUGGUCUUUUAAAAGCUUUAAAAUUAGCCGCAGUUCACCAAAGCAGCAGCCAAGCCGACAUGUUUAUAUUGGAAAGACAGCACAGGCUUUCGUUAUCAGUGUUUGAAUACGGCUUGAAGCCGGUGUUAUGCUUUUGAUUUGCGAACCCUGUUUUAUCGGAGCAAAUUAUUGUAGAAUUGCAUGUUUGUUCUUUGACUAGCACUUUAUCUCAUUUCAAACACACACACCCCCCCCCCCCACCCACCCACACACACACACACGCGCGCUCUGUCUGAGCAUUAUUAGUGGAAUAAAGCAUUAAUCCUCACACACCGAUGAACAAAAAGAGUCGGGCAGUAAAACUGAUUCCGAAUAACCGAGUCAUAUAUUAACUUACACUUACAGUGGUGCUUGAAAGUUUGUGAACCCUUUACCCUCCGUGCAUUUUCUGCAUAUCUGCGUAAAUAUGGUCCUAGAAGUCGAUCAAGAGAACCCAGUUAUACAAAUGAGAGAAAAAUCUUAUACGCUGUCGUUUAUUUAUCGAGGAAAAUAUCGAUCCUCGUUGUCUACUUUUAGGACUUCUGAAAAUCCGCUAAUGUUUUCGAUCGUAUUUAUGCAAAUAUAUAAAAUAUUCUAAAGGGUUCACAAAGUAUAUAAGGCUUACAUCCAGUAUCUGUUUGUCUUUGGAUAGAGUUCAUCAUAGUCUUUAGUCCCCCCCCCCAUCUGAUUGUUUGUUUAUAUUUUGGAUAUUCUAAGUCCACUGUAAAAGAUCAGCUGUGCUGAGCUGGAUUUAGGUUGUAUGUUUAAACAGAAAGAGUGGCCGAAUGACGCCUGGUGUUCCUAUAGUCAGUUUUGCUAUUUUCCAGUCGGCAUCUUUGGCUCUGUGUGAGAUAAUAAUGACUGUGUGAAAACAUGUACAUACGAAACUACUUGGUACACUCUGCGGUCUCCUCUUGAAGCCAGCCUUGGUAUAGAUCACAAGACAGUCGUGCUUCCAAUUUGUAUAUGCACUGUGCGCAUUAAAAGGGUUAACGGGGUUGAUAUUACUUUUCUGCUUAAUGUGAUGUGAUGUGAUGGGGGAGGGGGUUCAUGCCACAUGGGAUAAAGUAGCUGUACAGUAUUGAAUCACAGUUUACAGUUUUAUUGCCGUGUUUGUUUUAUUUGUAAUGAAGAAGAAGAAAAGAGUUUUGAACAGCUGUAUGUAGCUGGCACAAGGAUUCUUCACUCUUAUCCUUAAUGUACUUUUCUUUGUUCUUAUCCUUAAUGUACUUUUCUUUUCUUUGUUUUUAUCCUUAAUGUACUUUUCUUUUCUUUGUUUUUAUCCUUAAUGUACUUUUCUUUGUUCUUAUCCUUAAUGUACUUUUCUUUGUUGAAGCGCAUGUGUGAGAUAGGAAGCUUGUACAUUCAGUUUUUACCCGUGAGAUACCACUCAUAGACAAUACAUGUGACCUUUUUCUUUUUUUUCUUCCUUUCACUGCGCAGUUCUGAUUCACAGUCGGUUGAAAUAAAGCAAAUGUGUUUCAAUGUAA